CGUCUACAAGCUCUCGAAGUUGAGGUGUGCCUGUUUCUCACUUUGACCGUCGCUGAAAGCCCUCUGUUCCAGGAUAGCUGCGAAUAUACUUCUUUGAUACUCCUUUCAUUUCUAGUACUAUCUGUCCCAAGGACCUUCCUGUUCGAAUAGAUAAUUAUCCAUUUCCUCGGGUGAAGAGCUUUCGAAAUGGCAGACCGUCAUACUAAUAUUGUCCGCCGUCGUCGCGGCACAGCUUGGAGCUCCGCGGAUGAGGACCCAUGGCUGGCCUCUCAGUUUGUGCUCGGAACACCGGUAGAGAGCUUCCAUGUCAAUAUGCCGGGAGGUGGGAAUCGCACACAGCUAGGAGUCUCCAUUCAGAUCAGCAAUAUGCGCACUCAGUCAAUUCUACCCACUCGCUGGACAGACCCCUUUUACGCUGCCAGGGACAGCAACAAUUGGAAGAUGCCAGAGGAUAUCGAGAUCCUUCAGUGGCAUGUAUGGGGCCGCAAAUCCUUGGACGCACGUGUCUUUUUCGACAUGGACCGCUCGGCGCAGGGUGUUGCCCGACGUGCGGAUUAUCUCUGCCAGGACCAAAGCUUGGUCGAUGAGGCUAAGCGCGCUGAGGGACAGGCGUUACAGAAGCAGUCUGCUGACGGGGACCGCGCAGCUGAGCUAGCUAUUGGAAAUGCUAUAAGUAAAUCGCUUAAGAAUAGGCGUUAGCGAAGCUGAUAUGUUUGCUGAUUUAACAUGUGGGUGAAGAUUCAUGUCACUGAGUGGCUGGACCAUGAUUUGGAUUUUCACAUUAGUGAAGGAAGUAAUGGGCAAUAGGGUGGAGCUGGUACUCUCUUUGGAUGUUGUGAAGAGUCUUGAUCUUCUCUGUUGGAGUAGAAAGCAAUGAGAAGUAAGAGUUCAUCUUUUUGAGCAGCGGUCGAGAGACAAGAUAGGCUCCAUAAGCAGUAUAUGCAGUCCCGCUUUGAGU
Molecule: messenger RNA, 958 nt
Organism: Paecilomyces variotii
Lineage: Eukaryota; Fungi; Ascomycota; Eurotiomycetes; Eurotiales; Thermoascaceae
Exons: 2
Coding region: 187-699 (170 amino acids)
Source: RefSeq, a predicted model, not a curated record